AUGAAGCUCACCCUCCUUGUCACCCUCGCCACCCUCCUUUCGGCCUCGGCCAGACCUACCUCGCGUGCAACCGCAGACGACUGUGCGGUGUGUACCAUCAAGACCCCCUACCCCGCCGUCGACAGCUACCUCAACGGUAACUGCCGCUGGGCGGCCGCGACCAACAAGCGCGACCCGACGUUCCUGCCUACGCUCGCGACGGCGCAGCACCCGCCGCUGCUCUGGAUCGGGUGCGCCGACUCGCGCGUGCCGGAGACGGUGAUUACCAAGAAGCGCCCCGGUGACAUCUUUGUUCAUCGCAACAUUGCCAACCAGUUCCAUCCCGAAGACGACUCGGCCAACGCCGUGCUCAACUACGGCGUGCUGCACGUCGGCGUGUCCGACGUCGUGGUGGUGGGCCACACGUCGUGCGGCGGCGCCAAGGCGGCCUACGAGGCGGUGCACCCGCCCGCCGCGGCUCCUGCUGGGCACCGUCGCGAUGAAGCCGCCGCGGCCGCGAACGACGGCAGCGACCACCUGAACCGCUUCCUCGCGCCGCUGAUCGACAUUGCCAAGGGUCUGCCGGGUAACUCGACCAUUGACGACCUCAUCGUUGCGAAUGUCAAGAAGGGCGUCGAGAAUGUCGUUGCGUCGAUCACCAUCAAGGCCGCCUGGGCGCAGGGCAAGAACGUCACGGUCCACGGCUGGGUGUACCACCUCGACACGGGCCUCAUCACCGACCUCGGCGUGUCGCGCGGCCGCGUGUAG
Vanrija pseudolonga is the source of this 747-nucleotide messenger RNA. Its product is annotated as Carbonic anhydrase 2. The record is from RefSeq and is a predicted model, not a curated record. Gene Ontology annotation, molecular function: zinc ion binding; carbonate dehydratase activity. The transcript has 4 exons. Bases 1 to 747 code for a protein of 248 amino acids. Lineage: Eukaryota; Fungi; Basidiomycota; Tremellomycetes; Trichosporonales; Trichosporonaceae. Gene Ontology annotation, biological process: cellular response to oxidative stress; cellular response to carbon dioxide.